AUGGAGAAGCCUAGUGCGGACUUUGUCGAGGAUGCCGAUAACCAGCAACUGGGUCACAUCGCCAACCAGGAAGACCAUGAAUUGAACAAAUGGCAGAGUCUGAAGAAGUACCCCUGGACAUUCUUCUGGUGUACCUACGCCGUCUGGUGCAUUCUGCUCGUCAGUUUCGAGAAUCAGGCUUCCGGUAACGUCACCGGUAUCCCGGAGUUCCGCAAGGACUUUGGUCAUUACUAUGAGGGGAGCUGGGUGCUGGAUGCGAAAUGGCAGUCUGCUUUCAGUGGUGGUCCCGUCGCAUCUGCUGUCAUCGGUGCGCUGUGCUCGGGUCAGAUUGCCGAUGCUAUUGGCCGUAAGAUGACCAUUUUGAUUGCUCUUGCUAUCAGUGUUGCAGCCAUCACCCUGGAGUUUGUCUCGACUACCAAUGAGAUGUUCUUCGGUGGAAAGUUCCUCAAUGGCUUUGCCGUUGGAGCUCUGGCUUCGGUCCCCGUUACCUAUGUCGGCGAGGUAUGUAUCUGCUUCGAAUAUUGCGUUUUUCAUAUUACUCACGCCUAG
Penicillium cataractarum is the source of this 549-nucleotide messenger RNA. Its product is annotated as Myo-inositol transporter 1. Gene Ontology annotation, molecular function: carbohydrate:proton symporter activity. Lineage: Eukaryota; Fungi; Ascomycota; Eurotiomycetes; Eurotiales; Aspergillaceae. Bases 1 to 549 code for a protein of 182 amino acids. The record is from RefSeq and is a predicted model, not a curated record. The transcript has a single exon. Gene Ontology annotation, cellular component: membrane. Gene Ontology annotation, biological process: carbohydrate transport; transmembrane transport.